Messenger RNA from Fusarium keratoplasticum, 684 nucleotides. RefSeq lists its product as uncharacterized. Lineage: Eukaryota; Fungi; Ascomycota; Sordariomycetes; Hypocreales; Nectriaceae. The transcript is spliced from 2 exons. The record is from RefSeq and is a predicted model, not a curated record. Bases 1 to 684 code for a protein of 227 amino acids. Gene Ontology annotation, cellular component: precatalytic spliceosome. Gene Ontology annotation, biological process: RNA splicing.
AUGGGCGACCCCCGACGAAGCCGUCGGCCAGACAGCCGCCAAAUGUGGGAUGAAUCCGACCGUCGUGACAGGCGCGGAGGCCCACGCGAUCGAGACAGGGACAACGACCGCGACCGGAGAGGAUACAGAUCUAGAUCGCGGGAGAGGCGCGGAUACAGAGACCGCUCGAGGUCUCCGGACAGAAGGCACAGAGAUCGCGACGGCGAUAGGAACCGACCCAGGGAGAGGGGUUCACGAUAUCAUGAUGAUAGAAGGGAUCGACGGAGAGAUGAUGAUGAUGGACCUCGGUAUCGUCGUGAUGAUGACGGAGACCGACGAGUCAAAUCCCGUCGCUCCGCAUCCCCAAACACCCGCAGCCCCUCCCACGACACAACAUCCCUCCCAACCCGCACCCGCCCCGACAACAACAUCAAGCGCGAACCAAACCCCAACAUGUCCUUCAACGUCUCCAAAAAGUCCCCUCCGCGCCGCGACGACGCCCCCGAGGGAGACGAGAUGGACGCCGAGGACGACGACAUGGCGGCCAUGCAGGCCAUGAUGGGCUUUGGAGGGUUCGGAACGACAAAGAACAAAAAGGUGGCGGGCAACAAUGCUGGAGGUGUGAGCAAGGAGAAGAAGACCGAGUAUCGGCAGUACAUGAACCGGCAGGGUGGAUUCAACCGGCCGCUGAGUCCUUCGCGAUGA